UGCACUGCCGCUGUUUACCGGGGCACAGGGAUAUUUUAAACCUGGGAGAGCUCACAUAUUUACCCCAGAGGGUUGAGCGACCUUGCCAUUUGGUAGAGAGGACGACGCCCGAGGAACACCCUGUUCUGUGGAGCUAGUAGCAGGCAGGCAUACAGAGAAGUCACACCGGGAGUAGCGCCGCUAGGAGAAGGAGUUGAUAGAGAAAGAGAACCUUCACCGAUCUCUAACUGUGUAGAGAAGAAUAUAAAGUAGAAGAAAGGAAGUGAAUGAAAAAGAAGAGAGGAGUAAAGAGGGAGGACUGAACGUGUAGAGGAGAAGCAGCCAGGCUGAGUUGACACGACCUCAGGGGAGGUGCUGCAGUAGCCAGCCAGGGCUGGUCCCAAGGCUGGCAGGGCUGGCCCCACUGCUCUCUCACCUCCACCUCUCCUGUACUAACGCCUUUUCUUUCUUUCCUUCAACUCCCCUGUUCAGACUGCAGUGCAGUGAUGAACUGGCAGGCAGAACCAGUCAGCUGCUGGGGUGCAUUUAGACAAGUCUUCUGGAACUUUUCCUUGUCCACCUCCUCAAAGUCGAGACGAGAAAGCUAGAGGAGCCCUCGUUUGAAAAGAGGAACACCCCCUCGUUCUCCUUCCCAAGCAUUCUAGAUUUUGUAUUAAUUUAUUCUUAUAAACCGGAACCAUGGCAUCAUUCGCAGCAUCUUUCUGCAAAGACCAGCUGCACUCACCCAAAAUGAGUCGCUGGCUGAAAUGCACAUCCGUGUACAUUAACACGGACUGGAACAAGUAUGACGACCGCUUGAUGAAGGCGGUGGAGAGGGGAGAGGUGGACAAGGUGGCGGCCGUACUCAGCAAGAAGGGCAUCAUCCCAUCCAAGCUAGAUGUGGAGGGCCGCUCGGCGUUCCAUUUGGCGGCUACUAGAGGACACCUGGACUGUCUCAAUCUCAUCCUGGGACACAACGUUGAUGUCACAGCCACCGACGCCACAGGUAAAAAUGCUCUCCACCUGGCCUCAAGAAACGGACAGUCUCUCUGUGUCCAAAAGCUCCUGCAGCACAACUGUCCUGUCGGCAAUGUGGACCUACAGGGGAGGACGGCUUUGCAUGACGCGGUCAUGGCUGGAUGCUCAUCCAGUGUGAAGCUUCUCUGUGACAGCGGGGUGUCUGUGAAUGCCAGUGAUUUUGAUGGACGGACUCCUCUGGUGCUGGCCACCCAGAUGUGUCAUCCACGGAUCUGCCAACUGCUGCUGGAACGUGGGGCGGACAUUGGUGUCCGCGACAAACAGAAUAAGACAGCUCUGAUACUGGGCUGUGAGUAUGCCUGCACGGAUGCCGUGGAAGUCCUGCUGAAGUGUGGAGCAGACGUGACAGCUGUGGACACCUUGGGUCAUGACGGUUACCACUACGCCCGCCUCAGCAAGAACCCGGAGCUGGUCAGACUGGUCAAGACAUACCUCGAUGGCGCCACCAAAGUUAAAGAGGCAGCCAAGAUGGAGCAGAAAAAGAGACAGCAGUCAGUGGAGAUAACUGCAGAGUCUGAAGCUAACAUGAAGGAUCUGAUUUGUCAAGAUUUGGAGAGGCAGAAUGAGAAUCAGCAGGAGACUUUGAGGAGAUUUCACCAGGAGCAGAGAGCCCUACUGGACAAGGUCAACAUCCUUCAGCAGCAGCUUACGCAGGAAAAGCUGACGGUGGAGGACAUUCAUAAGGAGAGGGAACAUCUGAAGCUAUUGCUGAGUGCCAAAGAGAGGGAGGAGGGUGCCCGAGGCAUGGAGACAGUCAAGGUCCAACUAAGAAGCACACUGGGAGACUACUCCGGCCAGUCAGUUAUCAAAGGAAAAGACAACAUCUUGGUAAAACAGUCGCACAGCUUGGAUUCAGCACAAAUACUCCAGCCUGCUGGCCCAUCACAUUCCCAAUCACGCCCUCUGGAACUGGGCCGGCCAUCUGUAGGCUGGGACCCGGCCCGCGAGGUUGACUCCUUCCAGGGCGAGCUUGAGGCGAUGAGGAAGCAGCAGCAGUCAUUGGAGAAUGAGACCGCCAGGCUGCAAGUUAUGUUGUCUCGCAAGAACCAGGAGUGCCAGGAGCUAGCCCAAAGCCGGGACACUGUCCAACGCCAGGCUGACAGACAAGUCCAGGACUUGGAAGAAGCAUUGGGUGAUGUCCAAAAGAGGAUGCUGGACUCAGAGUCAAAGGUCAAGCAACUGCAGGCGCAUGUAGUGGCAGUCAAGGAGCACCUGGGAGGCCAGGCAGCCGAGGAGCUUCGUGCCCAGCUCCAGGACGUCAAGGCAAAGUAUGAAGGUGCCUCGGCCGAGGUGGGCCGGGUCCGCAAUCACCUCAAGCAAAGCGAGAAAGCCUUGGAAGAGUACAAGAGCAGUGAGGGCCAGCUUGCUGCUGAGGCGGAGCGGUUGGGUCAGGAUCUAGGCGCCCUGCGUGAGGAGCGGGACGAGCUGGCCGAAGCACUGCUAGAAAUGGAGGCACACAUGAAGGAGGCACAGGGACGCAUGUUGGCUGCUGUGGUGCCGGCCGAGAAAUUCGACAACAUGAAGAACCUGCUCUCCAAUGCCGUGGAUGAAAAGGAGCGUCAGUUGGCAGAGCUCAGGGAGGACUAUGACCGCGUUCUGGAGGAGGUGGCUGAUCUCCACAGGGAAAUGGACAAACUGCAGUCUCCCCCUGACGGGAGGGGGACAGUUCCCACGCAGGAGCACGAGAGGGUGAGGGCAGGUCUGGAGGAACAGAAUGCCUCGUUGAAGAGGCGCCUGGCUGACGUGACCGCUAAGAGCCAAGCGUUGAUCUGUGAGGUGGAGGAGAGUGAGGAGGAAAGGGAGAUGCUCCGGGAGCAGCUGGAUGAGCUCAACAGCAGGCUGGAGGUUGACUUUGUUUCCGUCAAGGCCCAUGAGGAGGCCAAGAUGGCACUGUCACGGGCCAUGGAGGAACUGGAGGAUAAACUUGUGGAAGCCACGGAGAAGACGGGUAAUGCAGAAGCGCAGAUCCAAAGGCUUCAAACGGAAAGGGUAUCUCUGAACAAAAAUGUCACCAAUCUUCAGAGCGCUAAUGUUGCCUCACAUAAAAUCCAGGGAGAGCUGGAUGUCCUGACAUCUCGCAACGAUGAGUUGUUGAAGGAGCUGGAAGUUCUUCAAAAGAAGUGUGAAAACCAAGAGAGAGAGCUAGGCCAGGUUGUGGCUGAGAAUGUGAUUCUGAAACAGAACCUGGAAGGAGAAGAUGUAUGCAAAAAGGAGCAUAAGCAAAUAAAGUCAGAGCUGAACACUGGUUUGGAGAAGGCCAAGGCCGAAAUCUCUAAGUUAAAGAAGAAGGACAAAGAAAGUGAGGAAGAGUUGAGGAAUGUGAAAGAGGAUAGUGCCAAGUUGAAAGUAAAGCUGGAAGUAAUUCAAGUGGGGAUCGAAAAGGAAUAUAUUAGCCUUAAGGACCAUGAAACCAUGAAGUGGGAGUUGAGCAAUGCUAUUGUCAAAUUGGAGAACCAAGUCAAAACUGCAACAGCAAGGUAUGAGUCUGCUCAUGAAGAAACAAUCAAACUAAACCACGAAAUGGAAGCUCAGAAGAAAGAGCUGGACACCAUACAAGAAGCUAUCCAGUCAAAGUUCAUCCCACUGACAGUCGUAGAAGAAAAAGAAAACUCGUACAAUGCCAAAAUUAAGGACUUGACGACAAAGCUGUCUGAGAUGCAAGAGAAGUACAACUGUGAAAAGUCUGGGGCAGAGCGCAACAAACAGGAAAAAGACCAACUGAAGUUGGAAAUGGAGUCUGUUCAGGAUAGACUGAAAACUGGCUUCAUCCCUAGCGAAAAGCACAAGGAAGUAGAGGAAAAGUACAAUUGUAAAAUUGAAGAACUGACCCUGAAGCUGAUGGAUAUGGAGCAACAGUACAAAGAGGUGACUGUUCAAAGAGCUGAACUGGAAGAGCAGAAUGCCCUCUGCAAAAUGGAGAUCCAGAACCUCCAGCAGCGUAUAGAGUCUGAGUUAGCCAAGUUGGAAAGGUUUGAGACUGAACACCAGGUCUUGCGGGACACCAUCCAACAGGCCCAGGCCGAGUGCCAUAAAAGCAAGGAGGCGCAACACGAGGAGUCCCAGAGGGCCUGCGCCUUAGAGAAAGAGCUUCAGGCCCGCUCUGGAGACCACGCCCUCCUCCUCCAGCAACACGCCCAGGCCCUAGCAGGCCUAGAAGCUGAGGUGGUGAAGUAUCGCCAGGCCCUCCAGGAGGAAGAGGAGAGUAGUGCUCAGAGGACAGAAGAUGUGUCGGCCCUGCAGUCGGAGCUCCUCCGAGCUAACCAGGCUCUGGAAGAGCUGAGAGGAAAGGAAUACCAAGUGAGCCAACUGAGAGCUGAAAAGCAGCGGCUGGAGGAGGAGUUGGCUGAGAUGGGCAACAAGCUAUCGGGGCUGGCAAACCAGUGCACUGAGUUUCAGUGCCAGGUGGGCCAAGCCCAGGAGGGUGAGGGCAGGGCCAGGAUGGAGACAGAGGCCCUACAGGAGAAAAGUCAGGCCAUUGAGAAGGAAAUCAAGGAGUUGAAGGAGAGAUACAACGGGUCACUCGGCACCAUCGAGGACCUGCAGACGAGGAUAAGGACUUCAGCUGAGCAGACGGAGAUCAAAGACAUGAAGAUCACAGAGCUGCUGACAGACAUUGAACGAUUGAAGCAAGCCCUAAAUGGUCUGUCCCAGCUAGCUUAUGCUGGAAAUGCACCCAACAAGAGACAGACACAGCUCAUUGACACACUCCAAGCCCAGAUCAAGACCCUGCAGCAGCAGCUGGCUGAUGCUGAGAGGCAGCACAGAGAUGUAGUUUCAAUUUAUCGAACUCAUCUUCUCAGUGCAGCACAGGGACACAUGGAUGAAGAUGUCCAAGCUGCCUUACUGCAAAUCAUCAGAAUGAGACAAGAGUUUGUGUGCUAACUAUCACCAAAAUGAUCAUUUCUACAACCCUAACCUCCCUACCUCCCACCACCUCUUCCUGCUGUCAAAAAUAACAACAUUUUACCAAUUGACUCAAAUCCACCAAUCACCUUGGUAACAGAGUUCCCUGGCUGCACCACUCUGGGCACGUGCGUGUGUGUCAGAUUCAUAUUUUAAUCUGCAGUAACGUCCUCCCUACAUUGAUAUUCACAUAUCAAUAGGACUGAGACCAAACAUUGUGGAUGUACAGAUGAUAAAAUAGACUGAUAAUGUAAACAUAAGUUGAAUCUAGCACCAUUGAAGGAUAAAUACAGUCUGCACAAAACGCUACAGAUGUCAAAUAACUGUAGACUAAAGAUAAUUCUUUUUCUAUGCUAGCUUAGCUAUCUACCUUCAGAAUGAUAUAUAAUACUGUCAUGGCGUGCACAUAAUUGCAGGAUUAUAAACUAUGUGGGCCUUUCAGGCACAGCAUUUUUUUGAGGAAAUGAUUGCAAUGCACCACUGUACUGCAUUUAGUUGACACAAUGUGAAAGGGUUUUACCUAGUUUUGUCAUAUUUGGGUCGCUAUAGAUUAGGCACUCAUGAAAAGCUUGCAAAGUGGACAACUUAUAUGAGCUAAGACUACUGUUCCCAUUUCCCACCUUUCUGUAAAGCUUUUCCGGUCACACCAAAGCAUAAGGUUACUUGGGAGCAGGGCUCCUCAGUUUGGGUUCUUUGGCACACAAUACAUACUCUCACGCCAGGCUUGUGGCUGGGUGUUCUGACUGAAAGACCUGUGUGUAGAACAAGGAUUCAAAUCCUUAACAUGAAACAUAUGAGUAUGGUAGACAUGAGGAUUGAUAAGGGGGAUGAUGUUGAAUUUGAGUCAUGGUGUGUGCUUAACUAGCAAUGCUGGUCCAUUUCCAGAAACAACCCGUAUAAUCUUCCCUCAGAUAAAGAUCACAACAGUGGUAAGCAUAACAGUGACAGGCCCCUUAUGCCCUAUAUAAUAUGGGCUGAAGGGAUUUAUAACAUCAAAACUAUGCCUAUUCAGUUUCUUUGAAAAAUAUGUAGAAAACUAAAGGCUAGUUUUGGAAAGGGCCCAUGUAUUUGGGGGUAAUAUCGAAGUCAAAUUGCUGUGUUUUACAGUUUGAAGUGGAGCGUAAUGUUGCUGGACUAAGAGUGUCCUCUAGUGGCAAGACUUGGCAGGCCAAGUUUAAUAUGUUUUGAUGGAUAACUAGCUUAAGGGUAUGCAACUGUGGAUCUUGCAGGGAGCCCAAAUGCCAAAAUUGGAUUUCACUCUUCCCAAUGACAUUUAUUAUUUAGGGUUCCAAUGUAUUAUGUGCUCCAGUCAGUGUCACUGGUUGUUCCAGAGGACAUACCACCUGGAAGCUGGUUGUGUAAAAGAAAGAAAGAUUUGCAUAGAAAUGCAAUAGAAUUCAGAUGGUGUGAGUGUGAGUCUGAUAUGUUUGGCUAAUAGAAACAUGUUGAUAGCAGUUUCGCAUCCCCCCCAGAAGCAAAAGGAUAGGAAGAAAAAAGGACGGAUAUCUGAGGACCGCAGAUGUGUUCCCCUGAACUAGCUCUUUUUGACUUGUUGUGGUUCGUUGUGAUUUUGUAGCGAUUUUGUGCAAGUUGAGCAAGUCUCUUUACACUGAUAUAUUUUUUCAUGGCUUUGUACUUCUUUGAUUACUAAAACACGUGGUAAGGAUAAUGAUGAUAUUCAGCAGGUCUGGAGUAGAACGGCACAACAUAUACUUGUUCAGGGUAACAUUUCAGAUGCCAUUAUGUGACAGAGAUAAUCUCCCUAAUUUAUCUAGAACUUUUUAGGCUUAACUCUUUGAAACAAUUUGAAAGACUUGAAUAAUGCUUCUUUAAUUUAGCUAAUGUAUAAAUCAUUUUGAUACUAUGACUAAAAACUCUAUAGAAUUCCACAAUUAUCAUGAUAAAAAUGACUUCUAAAAUGGGUCUUUUUGAAGUGGAUUUAACCGCCUUAUUGGAAUGCUAUCCUUCAUUAAUUAAAUGUGUUUUUCUCCAUUAACAGAGUUUACCAAUUGAAAUCCAGAAACUAGUGUCUACUGUACACCAUCUGUUCAACAGUUUUUGUUUGUUUUUUUUCUUUUUGCAAGGGAUUUCUUUUGUUUGUCAGUUAGUGAUGCAAACUUCAUUAAAAGUGCCUAACCUAGAAAA
This is a messenger RNA of Hypomesus transpacificus, 7065 nucleotides long. RefSeq names its product uveal autoantigen with coiled-coil domains and ankyrin repeats b (gene uacab). NCBI's taxonomy places the organism in Eukaryota, Metazoa, Chordata, Actinopteri, Osmeriformes, Osmeridae. Bases 679 to 4899 code for a protein of 1406 amino acids. Gene Ontology annotation, molecular function: actin binding. The transcript has 19 exons. The record is from RefSeq and is a predicted model, not a curated record.